AGGGCGGAGCUCCUGGCUUGUAGUACGUGUGCUUCACUGCGGUUAGCUUCAGCGGCUAACACCUUUAGCUCAGUACAAGUCACAAACAUGGUGCUGCUGGAAAAUGACUCGUUCCUCACAGAGCUGACGCGACUCUUCCAGAAGUGCAGAACAUCAGGCAGCGUCGUCAUCACAUUAAAGAAGUACGAUGGAAGAACUAAGCCAGUGCCCAGGAAGGGCCACUCGGAGUCAUUUGAACCUGCUGACAACAAGUGUCUAAUCAGAGCGUCUGAUGGAAAGAGAAAAAUUAGCACAGUGGUCAGCACCAAAGAAGUAAUCAAGUUUCAGAUGGCCUAUUCCAACCUCCUCAGAGCUCACAUGGAUGGACUAAAGAAGAAAGACAAGAAAAGCAAAAGCAAGAAAACCAAAGCCACGCAGUGAGCGCCAGACUCUUUGAAACAACAUUGGGUCCCUUUGACUGGCCUGUACGACCUGGGGCAGCGGGAGGGGGGCUCCGUCUGCAGCCCCACCCGGCCUCAGGACCGCCGGUCAUCCACCCAGUGACUGCUCAGACAUUAUGCCAUCGCUUGCAUGGAGACAUCUCAUCCCUGGCUGUCUGGUGCCAUCAGUGGUUUGGAACAGGAAAGCCUGAGGGAAUCUCACACUGUGCGACGCAAGCCAACAUCACCCAACCUUCAGAACCCGUUUCUCCACAGCCGAGCUGCAUCUGGAGUUUCCCCCCCCCCUCACAGCCCCUCAUUCUAUUUAAUUGUUAGAGUCCCUGUUCGUGUCGGGAUCUUAUUUUUGUGGAAGGAACUUUUUGAUUUUUCUUCUUAAUUGAGUCUAAAUUCAUGCAUGGGGGGCUCGGAAAUAAGACAGAGUAAAAUGGUUUAUUUGUCCAAUUCCACUGGAUGUUGCUGUUCGGUUCUGGGCGAAAUUCUUUUUUUUUCGAGUCAAAUUAAUGUUAUCUUUGCCUCCCUUCUUUCUACAUUCUAAUGCCAACCCACAACAAAAUGAUAAAAUGUACUGUACAAAAAAAUGAGUUGAAAGUUUUACUGAAAGGCAUGUUUCAUUUCUGAAUAGAGACAAACGCGAACAGCUGUAAUUCUGACGACGGCGUUUCUGUUUGUCACCAUUACAAGGCAGGUUCGCCUCCAGCCACGACAUUUUGUCCUUCACCCGCUCAGUCCCGAGUCCUUGUUGUAGUGGAGGAGAACAGCAGUGGGAAUUCAAGUUCCAAAAUAAAGUGCUUUGUUACAAGAUA
Salarias fasciatus (jewelled blenny) is the source of this 1243-nucleotide messenger RNA. It is a transcript of the gene srp14, whose product is annotated as signal recognition particle 14. Gene Ontology annotation, biological process: SRP-dependent cotranslational protein targeting to membrane. The record is from RefSeq and is a predicted model, not a curated record. The transcript is spliced from 5 exons. Bases 88 to 420 code for a protein of 110 amino acids. Gene Ontology annotation, cellular component: signal recognition particle, endoplasmic reticulum targeting. Lineage: Eukaryota; Metazoa; Chordata; Actinopteri; Blenniiformes; Blenniidae. Gene Ontology annotation, molecular function: 7S RNA binding; endoplasmic reticulum signal sequence receptor activity.